UGUACUGGUCGGCACACAUGGGCGGGUCAUGGUCAGGCCACGCCCAUACAACUGUCUCUGGCUCCGCCCGCUCUAACCUGCACGACCCGGAAGAGAAACACAUAAUAGCUAGCAGUGGUACGGGGGCAUUUAAAUUGUGCCGGGUGUCAGAGUGCAGCGGCAGCGGGAGUGUGCUACGACUAGUUAAAAUGGACCACUCAACGUAUUCAAAAGCUAACCAAUGUCCAACAUCGAAAGAAGGUUCAAGUUGGAUAGGGGUACAGCAGAAAAAUGCUUAUGCUAAGCUGGUGCAGCAACAUCACAGUGGACGCUUCAAAUUCUACUUGAACUAUAUAGCGCAGAAAUUACAGAUAGAAGAGAGCAGUCGUGGGGAUGUUGUCUGUGACAGAGAUCCUGUUUUUGUUGGAGGAUGUCAAGAAGGUCCAGGAAGAAAUGGAAUGAGUGCUUAUGGCAAUUCCAAGACUUAUUCCUCUUGCGAGAAAACAAGUUGUUCAAAGGUUGAAAACCGCUCUGAUGUCAUAGAUGGAGUAGAUGAUACCUGCCACCAUGGCAGAGAGUCCACAGAUGAUGGAGAUUUUGAGCUCAGAGGAGUAACACAUUCUUCUCAAAAUAUACCUACCAUCGCCAGCACCAACCUGCAGUCUUCAAAGGGGAACUGUACUUUUGAGAGUAAAAAGGAAUGUGAGCCUGGGAAGCAUGUGCCAAAGUCUCAGACUUUCUCUAAGAGCAUCUGCAGAGAACUACUUUCAGAAGGUGCUGACAAGCGAGGAUUUUCCAGGAUCAGAAACCAGUCGGAGUGUGCCAGCUCACCCCCAAGUGUGGAUAGGAAGCGGCAGCUUUCAGAAUCCCUCAGUGAGAGUAUGAAUAACGCACAAUUUGUAGUAAACCCGGUCCAGACUGGAAUCACAAGAGGUACAAAUCGCAGUUCUGGCUCCACCCCUGGUGAUAAAAAACGUAACAAAGGACGGAAAAGAAACAUCUUUGAAGAUUACUUGCCUAUAGAGGAAGUAUCUGCAGGGUUGAAAAGAGGACAACUAAUUCAAGGUUCCUUGAGGAUUAAUCCUAAGAAAUUCCAUGAAGCGUUCCUGCCGUCACCGGAUGGCCUGAGAGACAUAUUUAUUGAUGGUGUGGUUUCCAGGAACCGGGCUCUGAAUGGUGAUGUGGUGGUUGUGAAGCUGCUUCCUCAAGAGCAAUGGAAGGUAUUAAAACCAGAAGUCGCUGAUGGCGUAAGAGCAUCGUUUUCGCCUGCUUUGAAAGAUACAGUACAACAGACUACAGCUAUAAAUGUCUUAGAGGGUGCUGGGAGCCCAGAUCUCAUCAUAGAGGCACAGUUUGACAGUGGCGCCGAGGAAGAGAGUUGUAAUAGAUUAGCUAGUGAUGUGACGAGGCUUUCUCUUGGAAAUGAAACUGAAGACACACCAGAAAAAGAUGGGCAGAAGAAAGUGGCUGCUAACAAUACUGAUCCCAGCACUCUGCCAGACGAUGGCUUCCAGAAAACUGCAAAGGUUGUUUAUAUAUUGGAGAAAAAACAUUCAAGAGCUGCCACAGGCUUUAUUAAACCAAUGGCCGACAAGAGUGGGGACCUUGCUAAGAAGUAUGCUUUCUUUUCACCUGUGGACCAUAGACUACCACGAAUACACGUUCCACUUGUUGACUGCCCUGCAGAUUUUCUGACCAGACCUCAAGAUUUCACCAGCACACUUUUCAUCUGCCGCAUCACUAACUGGAGAGAGGACAGCAACUUUGCUGAGGGGAAGCUGAUGAAGAGCCUUGGCCAGGCCGGUGAAAUUGAGCCGGAGACUGAGGGGAUAUUAACAGAGUAUGGUGUGGAUUUCUCAGAAUUCUCCAAUGAUGUGCUACAGUGUCUACCCCAGAAUCUGCCAUGGACUAUUCCUCAGGAAGAGUUAGAGAAACGGAAGGAUCUGAGGAAGGAGUGUGUCUUCACUAUUGAUCCUGCCACGGCUAGAGACCUGGAUGAUGCCCUAUCCUGCAAGCUGCUCCCAGAUGGUAACUUUGAAGUGGGAGUUCAUAUUGCAGACGUGAGCUAUUUUGUCAAAGAAGCGAGUGUACUUGAUGUAGUGGCCAGUGAGCGAGCCACCAGUGUAUAUUUGGUCCAAAAGGUGAUCCCAAUGUUACCUAGGCUUCUAUGUGAAGAGCUGUGCAGCCUUAACCCGAUGGCAGACAGACUUACUUUUUCUGUUAUAUGGAAAAUCACUCCAGAGGGAAAGAUUCUAAAAGAGUGGUUUGGCCGAAGUGUUAUCUGCUCGUGUGUGAAGCUAAGUUACGACCAUGCGCAAAGCAUGAUUGAGAAUCCAGGUAAACUGCUCUGCGCAGAUGAGUUGCCCCCAAUUUCUCCUCAACAUACAAUUGAUGAGAUCCACCAGGCUGCACUCAAUCUCCAUCUGAUAGCACAAAAUUUACGCAAACAGCGGUUUGAGGAGGGUGCCUUGAGAUUGGACCAGCUGAAACUAUCAUUCACAUUGGAUAAAGAAAGUGGGAUGCCUCAAGGAUGCUACAUUUACAAGUACAGAGACAGUAACAAACUGGUGGAAGAGUUCAUGCUGCUUGCAAACAUGGCAGUUGCUCACAAGAUUUACCGCCACUUUCCGGAGGAGGCUCUGCUUCGCCGUCAUCCACCUCCGCAGACCAAGCUGCUGAAUGACCUGAUUGAAUUCUGUGACCAAAUGGGACUUCACAUAGACUUCACGGAUUCUGGCACUUUGCAUAAAAGCUUGAAUGAUCAGUUUGGGACUGAUGAGUACGCCACUGCACGCAAGGAGGUCCUAACCAACAUGUGCUCCAGACCUAUGCAGAUGGCAGUAUAUUUCUGUACUGGAGCCCUUAGAGAUGAAGCCCAGUUCAGUCACUAUGCAUUGAAUGUUCCUCUAUACACUCACUUCACCUCUCCUAUAAGACGAUUUGCUGACAUCAUUGUCCACCGGCUUCUUGCUGCAUCUAUUGGAAGUGGGCCACCAGUGACAUUGCCACAGGCAGCUAUACAGACCCAGGCGGAUCGCUGUAAUGAUCGCAAAACUGCAUCCAAGAGGGUGCAGGAAUUAAGCGCAGAUCUUUUUUUCUCUGUGUUUGUAAAGGAGUGCGGCCCAUUGGAGUCUGAAGCAAUGGUUAUGGGGGUCUUAAACGAAGCGUUUGACGUUUUGGUUCUAAGAUAUGGUGUGCAGAAGCGGAUCUACUGUAAUGCCCUGCCUCUGCUGAGCUCACACUUCCAGCAGGUGGGAAAAAAGCCUGAGCUGACACUUGUAUGGAAGCCAGAGCACGAUGGAGAUGAACCAGUGCAACAGGUAAUUAGCAUCUUCACCCUAUUAGAAGUGGUCCUGAAGUCGGAUAACGUGCCUUUGAAGUAUGUGGCACUACUGAAAAGACCAGGGGCAACAAACUGAGCUCUCUGGACCAAAAAGAAGAAAUGACAUGGUGUGAAGAGGACUUCUCCUGCUCCGGCAUUUUCAUCCUAUACUUCCCAAAGCAAACCUCCUUUUCUUUUUAUAUUAGCUUGCAGUGAUAUACUUUCCAUCUGUUUAAUCCUGCUCACUACUGGCCAUUUACUAGAUCAAGGUUUAGCUAGUUUGAUUAUUCCCCAGUACAAUUUUAUUUCACAUUUUUGGUUUGGCCAGGAGCGUGGAUUUGGAGUGGUGGAGUAUCUUAAACUUUGAUUUUAUGGUUUUUAUUUUUCUUCGUUUUUUCUUUUAAUGGCGAAAGUGGCAGCUUUGUUCCCUGUAACCCCAAAUACAUGAGAUAACCAAUGUGGCCUGCGACUGAAUUAACUAUUCACAUUUUUAGAUUAUUUUUUUAAAAUGUUUUAUUUGUGUAUGAGUUGGUUAAUGGCCGGAGACUGGUAACAAAAGGCUUGUCCAGAUUUUAACAAAAUGUUUACAUCCCUAGAGUUUGCACUAUAACUGAGCGGUUUCUGUGAAGUUACCAAAGUUUAUGAUGUAACAGAACUAAUUUCAUGUGAAUACAUUUCUAGAAAGUGCACGUUAUUCCUACAGUAGGUGAUGGGCAGAUGAGUUACAUCCUAGAAUUCUCAGCAUCUCUGCACAUUUUAUGGAAUUUGUUUUAAUUAUUAAUAGCUGAUUUAGAAUCAUAAUUAACUCACUGGAGUAAACUUACGAAGAUGGGAAUUCUAUUUAAGAUGGGAUGUUGCCCAUAGCAAACAAUUAGAUUCCAGGUAUUACAUUCUAGAAGGUACUACAUAAAUGGGAAGUAGAAUUUGAUUGGUUGCUAUGGGCAACAUUCCAUCUUAAAUAGAAUUCCCAUCUUAGUAAAUGUACCCCACUGUUUUCAUUCACCUAGAAUCUAGAUGGUUGUGUAUACAUGAGCUUGACUGGUGGUUAUUUAUUUUUUUAAUCCAUGGAACAUGUCAGAUGGUGCUUAUAAUUUGCAAAUCGGUUUAUGAAGCAGUAGCUGAGUUCUAGAAUAGUAUAUUCUCCUGGUAGAUAUUCUAGUCCGAGAUUCAAUAAAAAGAUCUGCACUUUG
Messenger RNA from Pseudophryne corroboree (corroboree frog), 4491 nucleotides. It is a transcript of the gene DIS3L2, whose product is annotated as DIS3 like 3'-5' exoribonuclease 2. Bases 18 to 3398 code for a protein of 1126 amino acids. The transcript has 22 exons. The record is from RefSeq and is a predicted model, not a curated record. Gene Ontology annotation, cellular component: P-body. Lineage: Eukaryota; Metazoa; Chordata; Amphibia; Anura; Myobatrachidae. Gene Ontology annotation, biological process: miRNA catabolic process. Gene Ontology annotation, molecular function: 3'-5'-RNA exonuclease activity; RNA binding.